UUGACGGGACCAUCUCUACUGCUGUGUUUCUGCGGCAACAGGGAUCACAGACUGCAGACUGACAGCUCUGGUUACCACCGAAGAGAACACCGUCACCAUGGGUGAACCAAACACUCCUUUCUAUGUGCUUGACUUCGAAUCCUUUUACGAAGAGACGUUCAACGUCACGCUCGACGACAGCACCGUCUACGAGAUGAACGAGAAGACCCUGAUCUGUGCCGAUGCGGCCCUGCCAACCGUGGUUCGCGUCGUCAUGAGUUGCUUCUACAUCCACAUCUUCCUGGUGGCUCUGCCCGGGAACCUGGUGGUGGGGCUGGUCGUAAGGUCCUGCAAGCAGAGCCUCUCCCCCUCGGACGUCUACCUGUUCCACCUGGCGGUGGCUGACACCCUGCUGGCGCUCACCCUGCCCUUCUGGGCCGCCUCGCUGGUGUGGGGCUGGGUGUUCGGCGGCACCCUAUGCAAGCUGGUCAGCCUGGUGCGGGAGGUCAACUUCUACAGCAGCAUCCUGUUCCUGGUGUGCAUCAGCGUGGACCGCUACCUGGUAAUCGUGCGCGCCAUGGAGACCAGGAGGGAGCGGCGGAGGCUGUGGAGCUGGGUCGUGUGCGGUGCCGUCUGGGCGGCGGGAGCCGUCCUCUCCCUGCCCGUGCUCUACCACGAGGUCUUUGUCCCCAAAGGGCAGGAGCAGGCGGUGUGCAUGGAGAACAGCGACCCGGAGAACGCGCGGGCGCUGCGCCUGGUCACCCGCCUGCUGCGCCACACGCUGGGCUUCCUGCUGCCGCUGGCGGCCAUGCUGGGCUGCUACUGCGUGACGGUGGCGCGGCUCCUCCGCACGCGCGGCUUCCAGAAGCAGCGCGCCAUGCGGGUCAUCGUGGCCGUGGUGGCCGCCUUCCUGCUCUGCUGGACGCCCUACCACGCCGCCGCCAUGGCCGACACCCUGAUGAGGGCCCGGGUGGUGGGCUACGGGUGCGCGGCUCGCCAGGCCGUGGACCUCGCCCUGUUCGCCACGCAGAGCCUGGGGCUCCUGCACUGCUGCGUCAACCCCGUGCUCUACGCCUUCAUCGGGGAGAAGUUCCGCAGGAACCUGCUGCACCUCUGCAGGAGGAAGGGGGGCCUGGAGCGCGGAUCCGCCUCUCGCUACAGCCGCUCCACCUCCCAAACCUCGGAGGCCAUCUCUCCUGUCAUGUGACCAGGGACACUGCUCAAACCUCAGAGGCCAACUCCCCUGUCAUGUGACCAGGAACGUUGCUCAGACCUCAGAGGCUAAGUCCCCUGUCAUGUGACCUGGAACAUAGCUCAAACCUCAGAGGCUAACUCCCCUGUCAUGUGACCAGGAAAAAUAAUGGUUAGGGAACUGGGCUCAUAACUUUAAGGUUGCCAGUUCUGUUCCCUGGUAGGACAGUGCCAUUGUACCCUUGAGCAAGGUACUUACUAUAACCUGAAUUGCUUCAGUCUGCACCCAGCUGUUUAACUGAAUACUAUCUAAAAAUGCAAAAGUUGUAUAGGUUACUCUGGAUAAGAGCAUGUGAUAAUGCCUGUAAUGUAAAGUAAUUUUGGGUUGGGGGAGGGGGGAGGGGAGAGGGUUGCUGAAAGCGCAUGCAUUGUUUAAAUUGAACUGUCUCACAGAUCAUCAUCGAUCCCUCAACAAGGAAACCUAGGUCUUGACCUAUUUCUAUAGAAAUGUUUGUGAUUCAUUAUCUCAUUUUCAAAGUUUCAUUUGCACAUUAAACAUGACCACAAUUUUUUUCCUAAUGGUGACUGUAAUUGUUUAAACACCCAACAUCAAGCUGCAAAACUAACGGAGCUGGUUAAUUUCACAAGCAAGCGAUAUGUGCAGUAAAAUGCAGUAGUUAGGUAGGUGAGACUGUCAUGCUUAAAUUCAAGUAAAAAGCAAUUUUUUCCAGCAUUGGUGCAUGCUAGCCCCCCUGCCCCACCCACCCGAGUGUCACUCAGUGCAGUUUUACUUUGACUUGUGCCUGUAUGUAACCGAUCAUGUCCUUCUUACAAGGGACAUCUACAGCAAUUUCUCUCUUAAAAUGCACACAAACACGCACGUGCACACACACAAGCACGCACACACGCACACACGCACACACACCCCCAUACUGUGUAACACAAGCGUGAACAACAAUGACAGGAUAAUGCGUCAGUAUCUGGCAGACUGGAUCAGAGAAUUUGCCUCGAGAGCAGGCUUUUUGCUUUUCUGCGUUUGCACACUUCUCUGUGCCCUGAACUUAGCCUUUUGAAACAUUAACAUCAUUGCCAAUGCUGGGCAGCAAACCUGUGGUGUAAGGACUGUAGGCUAUUAAUAUUGUACGCAUUUCUUUCAAAAGUGUUUUAAUGUGUUGAAAGCAAACACAUUAAUAAUUGAUAGUCUGCAUAAAAUUGUAUUCCUGGUUGUACAUCUCGUGGCAUAACUAGUCAGGCAAGAAUAAAAGAUUUACCGGCUUU
Messenger RNA from Anguilla anguilla (European eel), 2448 nucleotides. RefSeq names its product C-X-C chemokine receptor type 1 (gene cxcr1). Bases 98 to 1186 code for a protein of 362 amino acids. Gene Ontology annotation, molecular function: C-X-C chemokine receptor activity. Gene Ontology annotation, cellular component: membrane. Gene Ontology annotation, biological process: immune response; neutrophil chemotaxis; G protein-coupled receptor signaling pathway. The transcript is spliced from 2 exons. Lineage: Eukaryota; Metazoa; Chordata; Actinopteri; Anguilliformes; Anguillidae. The record is from RefSeq and is a predicted model, not a curated record.